Salarias fasciatus (jewelled blenny) is the source of this 1773-nucleotide messenger RNA. RefSeq names its product endoplasmic reticulum mannosyl-oligosaccharide 1,2-alpha-mannosidase-like. NCBI's taxonomy places the organism in Eukaryota, Metazoa, Chordata, Actinopteri, Blenniiformes, Blenniidae. Gene Ontology annotation, molecular function: calcium ion binding; mannosyl-oligosaccharide 1,2-alpha-mannosidase activity. Gene Ontology annotation, cellular component: membrane; endoplasmic reticulum. The record is from RefSeq and is a predicted model, not a curated record. Gene Ontology annotation, biological process: mannose trimming involved in glycoprotein ERAD pathway; carbohydrate metabolic process.
AUGGACUGCUGGCACGGAGCUGUGAUCGAUACCGAGCAGGGGACCGAGGGACCCAAGGACGGAGAGAACAAGGACAAUUUACCCGUCCACCAGGAGCCCAGACCCACCAACCAGUCAGAGGCCAACCGGCUGGAGGUGGUGCGGGACGCCUUCCGACACGCCUAAGGCUACAAAGAGUUUGCGUGGGGCCACGACGAGCUGCGGCCCAUCUCCAAGUCGUACAGCGAGUGGUUCGGUCUGGGGCUGACGCUCAUCGACGCCCUGGACACCAUGUGGAUCCUCGGGCUGAAGGAAGAGUUCGAGGAAGCGAGGGCGUGGGUCUCCACGGAGCUCUCCUUCAACAGAAACGUGGACGUCAACCUGUUUGAAAGCACCAUUCGCAUCUUGGGCGGUCUGCUCAGCACCUAUCACCUGACCGGAGACUCCCUGUUCCUGGACAAAGCCAAAGACAUCGGCUCCAGGCUCAUGCCGGCCUUCAAGACCCCGUCGAAGAUCCCCUACUCGGACGUUAACAUCGGGAAAGGCACGGCCCACCCGCCUCGCUGGACCUCCGACAGCACGGUGGCCGAGGUCACCAGCAUCCAGCUGGAGUUCAGGGAGCUCACCCGCCUCACGCAGGACCCCCAGUACCAGGCCGCCGUGUCCGAGGUGAUGAAGCAGGUCCACCAGCUGGAGGGGAAGCUGGACGGUCUGGUCCCCAUGUUCAUCAACACCAACAGCGGGCAGUUCACCCAGGGCAUCUACACCCUGGGGGCCCGCGCCGACAGCUACUAGUACCUGCUGAAGCAGUGGAUCCAGGGGGGCAAGACCGAGGACCAACUCCUGGAGGACUACCUGCAGGCCGUCGAGGGCGUGAAGAAGAACCUGCUGCAGAAGUCUUCGCCCGGCGGCCUCACCUUCGUUGGGGUCUCACACGGACAGUUCAGCCCCAAAAUGGACCACCUGGUGUGUUUCCUGCCGGGCACCCUGGCCCUCGGGGCCCACAACGGGCUCCCGGCGGACCACAUGGACCUGGCCAAGGAGCUGAUGGAGACCUGCUACCAGAUGUACGUCCAGAUGGAGACGGGCCUCAGUCCGGAGAUCGUCCACUUCAACAUGCACCAGGGCAGCAUUCGAGACAUCGACGUCAAGCUGGCUGAUAGACACAACCUGCGGCCGGAGACGGUGGAGAGUCUCUUCUACCUGUACAGGUUCACCAACGACCAAAAGUACCAGCAGUGGGGCUGGGAGAUCCUGCAGAGCUUCAACAAGUACACCAAGGUUUACUCCGGCGGUUUCACCUCCAUCAACAACGUCCGGGACCCGGAGUACCCGAGUCCCCGGGACAAGAUGGAGAGCUUCUUCCUGGGAGAGACCCUCAAGUACCUGUACCUGCUGUUCUCCGAGCAGCCCGGCCUGGUCAGCCUGGACCAGUACGUCUUCAACACUGAAGCCCACCCACUGCCCAUAUGGCCUUCCAGUGUGUGACACACACACACACACACACACACCCACACACACGCACACACACACACACACACACACACAACACACACACACACACACAGCUCUCAGGGUCGGUCUCAGGCCGCAGUGACUCCUUGAUGGGAAAAGAGCCUCUCUUUGUUUUCUACUGACUGAAUCUCAGUUUAAAAAGAAAAGAAAUCCAGAUUGUGAUUAUUUAUUAGUUUUGAUGCAGCGGAGCAUAAAAAACCAACAACCUGAUUGUGGCUUAAAUCGAAGCUGUCUUAAUCUCAUGAACUCACACCGGCGCUGGCCGACGAACUGGAACCC